This is a messenger RNA of Patella vulgata (common limpet), 2080 nucleotides long. RefSeq names its product coilin. Gene Ontology annotation, biological process: spliceosomal snRNP assembly. The record is from RefSeq and is a predicted model, not a curated record. The transcript has 9 exons. Gene Ontology annotation, cellular component: Cajal body. Gene Ontology annotation, molecular function: U1 snRNA binding; U2 snRNA binding. Lineage: Eukaryota; Metazoa; Mollusca; Gastropoda; Patellidae. The coding region runs from base 161 to 1735 and encodes 524 amino acids.
UUAUCGGGAGAAAGGUCAAGGUUGGUUUAGUUUUUCGGUCUGACAACAACAGCAACACGUGCAAAAUGAGAUAGAAGAAGAAACUUCUUGUUAUAGCUGACCGAGAAUUAGCCACUAAUAUUUCCAAUACUUUGCCAUACAUGAUGGUGAAUAAUCUGACAUGAUGAAUGGUAGACAUAUGAUAGAUCUUGAUGCGAUUGGUUUGUCAUCUAAUAAGAUGAAUCUUAUUCCUAUUCCCAUGAUGGACUCCUCUAGUGAUAAAAAUUCACAUAGUUCAGGAGCGAUAAAGAACCAGCAGAUACUGUCCAUGUUUAAUAGUUUACAAUGUCAACUGAUGACUUUACAGAGUACGAUGGUCUCAUUACAAAUGAACCAGAAUGCAAUUCAAUCAACAGUCGAGAAUGUCUCUAAGAAAGUGUCAAAGAUAAACAGCAAAAUCGCUGUCAUGCAGACAAAUCUAGGGAUUGAUGGGAUGAAACCUUCCGAUGCUGAAAUACCAUCAGCCUCAGCUAAUGAUACAGAGGAAACCGAUCUGGAGAAUCAUCAGCGUAAAAAGAAACGGAAAAAAGACAAAUCAGUAAAAACAAAGGCAGUGGAUGCUUCAGAAUACCAAAAUAUAGGUGACAACCAUGCGGAAGUAAAUUUCAAUAUAUCAGAAACUGUUCACUUGUUGCAAAGUGAUGACGGUGUCGUAGAAAACGGUGGAAUCGGAGCAAAAAAAAAACUGAAAAGAAAUAAAACUGUAAGCCCAGAUUUAAAUGUCGUGUCUGCAAACAAUGAGCCAGAAGUUAUGGAAAUAAGUCGUGAAAUGCCAACCAUUUUAAUUGCGGAAAAGACCAAAAAGAAACGUAAAAGAAAUCGAAAGAGAAAAAGUUUGACACCUGUUCCCAAAACACCCACUCCACCUCUUCAACCGACUAAAGAUAUUAAAAUGAACUUGCCGAGUGAUCAACGUCCUAACAAUGUUAAAAUCAAAUUUGAAUCAGACUCUGAUAAUGAAAAUGUGGAGGGUGCACUUACCCCCCCUGUUCCGUCAACUUCAUUUAGAGUUAUUACCCCAGAAAUAUCUAGUGCUCGCAUGCCUUCUAUUCUAAAGCCUCGUUCCCAAACCCCCAAUUCGUAUCCCCGAGCAAGCAAUAAAAGCAUGCGUAAAAUGAGAGGUCUGCAAGUCACAGAGGUCCUGAAAGAGAUUCGAUUACAAACUACAACGAAUGGAAACGAGGAAGAUUUAAGUUUAACAGUAACUAAAGAUGAUUCAAACUCUUCAAGAAUUGUUUCAAUGAAACCGGGCAAAGAUUCUAGUACGAGUCAAAAACCUGAGAAUUCGAAACAAUCAGUGGAAGAAAUACCUGUUGAGGCAUCAGGUUGUUCUGACAAGGGAGAGAAUUCUCUAGAUAGUGAAUAUUUUGAGGCUAUACCAUUUAAAGAUUAUAAUACAUUCCCAGUGUUACAUGAUCCACCAAGAGCUGGUGAUAAAAUAGCUUAUAAGAUUUUAGAAUUGUCUGAAACCUAUUCUCCAGAAGUAUCAGCUUACAAGGAAGCUGGUGUUGUAUCAUAUGAUAAUGCUACAAAGAUGAUAAACCUUCAUUUGAUUGGUCAGAUCAAAACUAAAACAGAACCUGGUAAAUUUGAUAUUCCUGAUGAAACUGAACAGACAGAUUCAGAAUCUAAACUUCAAGAGUAUAAUAUUGAGUUAAAUUGGAAUGAACUUAUUGAACCCAAAUUGAUGAACUGACAAGAACAACUGGAGAAAGAAAUAUCAUUUUAUAUACAACUAUCUUGUGUGGAUAUUGGAACGUGUGAAUCCAGAGCUAUGAUUAUGUGGGUUAUAAACAUCGAUCUUUUCUAAAAAAAAAAAUCAGUGAAAUGAAAAGAAAUAUAUUGUGGAUAACUCGUGUCAGUUUGGAUUGUAAGGUAUUGAAAGGUGGUUGAAUGAUUUAACAUUCUGGUGACCAGGCUUAAGAGUAUUGUCCCCUGCAAAACCUUUCACUCAGAAGCAAACUAUUGUAUUGUUAGUUGGAAAUACACUGUAUAUAAAUAAACUAUAAACAUACUUUUGGAAAACAAAUACUGAUUUAUU